AGACUCGACGGAGAAGCGAACUAAAAUCAUUCCACGGCAAUGUACGAAGACUGAUGCUCUUGUCGUGGACACAUUGUGCAAAACGGGAAAUUUUACUUUUUGGAACGGAUUGAAAUAUCCGAUACAAGUUUUUUUACAUGUAUAAUGUUGUGAUAUACGCCGUCGAAAGUGGUGAUAAGUGUUUUCAUUAGAAAUUUUAACAGUGAAAUCAUACAAAGAAUAAGUGUGAAGUGGUGCAAUAGUGUAACUGAAUUUGGAUUCUAAAGGAUUGCAUUUUACCCGAAGGCUUAUCCAUAAUAAGGUCUCAGCCACAACCGUGAACUCAAAACAACUGCACUCGCAUUAUGAGAGUGCGCUCCUUUUGCUUAUGAUCUGCACUUGAAAGCAAAUCUACGCUUGAAUACACUCCACCAUGGAAUUCCUAUGCUCGGGGCGGACGCGGGACGCGGCGGGCAAGCGACGGCGCGCGCGGUAAAGUGCCGGCCACAUGCGCCCGCACCAUGUGGCGCGUGCUGCUGGCCCUGACGGCCGCGUGCGCCGCCGCGCGUGCCUCCCAGGAUGUGGUACGCACCUUUACCGACCCCGUUGGAUCAGCGACGUCCUUCUUCAAUCACCUCGUCGUCGACCGGAAUACCGGCCGCGUCUACAUUGGAGCAGUCAACAGAAUCUACCAACUAUCGCCAGACUUAGAGGUUGCCCAAUCUAUUAUAACGGGACCUGUGAACGACUCCGCCCAAUGCACCUACGACUGUCCCCCGAACUUCAUCAAGAAACCGACGGACAAUGUAAACAAAGCUCUUGUGAUAGAUUAUGCGACUAGUCGCCUGAUAACGUGUGGUUCGGUGUUGCAGGGGCUGUGUUCGGUACGGAAUCUGAAUAACAUUUCUCAUGAUGUGCGCGAAGUCCGAGAACCAGUGGCGGCGAACAAUGCGACAGCGUCAACAGUGGCGUUUAUCGCACCCGGUCCGCCUAAUCCUCCGAUGACGCAAGUUAUGUAUGUAGGCGUAACGUUCACGGGCAAUUCACCAUAUCGUUCUGAAGUUCCUACGGUCAGUAGCCGAUCCCUUGAAGAUGAUAGACUAUUUAUGAUUGCCAGAACCGCAGUUACAACUGGAACACGAAUGUUUGUCAAUUCUCUGUCUCGAGAACGAUAUCCUAUAAACUACGUUUAUGGUUUCAGUUCUGAGGGAUUUAGUUACUUCUUGACUACGCAGCUAAGAGGAGUUGGUUCUGAUACGUAUUACAGCAAACUAGUUCGUGUUUGUCACGAUGAUGAGAAUUAUUACUCUUAUACUGAGAUACCUAUGUCUUGCAUGGGAGAAGGUGGUGGCAAUUAUGGCUACAACCUAGUACAAGCAGCUUUCGUAGGAAAAGCUGGGUCUGUGUUGGCUGGAGAACUAGGAAUAACUGCUCAACAUGACGUUCUGUUUGCUGCUUUUAGUCAAAGUGAGUCGAUUAACACUAACACACCUUCAGACGUAUCAGCUUUAUGUGUCUACUCUCUGAAAGCGAUUCGUCGUAAAUUUAUGCAAAAUAUAAAAACAUGCUUCAGCGGCAAUGGAUCUCGUGGUUUGGAUUUCAUAUCACCAUCCCACCCAUGUAUCGGAACUAAAUUGCAAUCUAUCAGUGAAGAUUUUUGUGGACUCGAUGUAAAUACACCUCUCGGAGGAGAGCAACCCGUUGAAGCAGUACCUGUAGCUAAAUUCAGUAAGAGGCUAACAGCAGUAGCAGCUACGGCAACAGGUGAUUAUACCGUCGUGUUCGCUGGCACGGCCCAGGGACAUCUGAAAAAGAUCGUAGUUGAGAGUGCGAACUCUGCGUUUGAGUACGGCGACAUUGUGGUAGACGAAGGAUCACCAGUGAAUAAAGACUUAUUCUUCGAUACUCAAUUAAUGCAUUUAUAUGUGAUGACUGAACGCAAAGUGUCUAAAGUGAAAGUUCAAGAGUGUAGCGUCUAUAAAUCUUGUUUAACGUGUCUCGGAGCCAAAGACCCUUAUUGUGGAUGGUGUUCUCUAGAGAACAAAUGUAGCCUCAGAUCGGACUGCCAAGAUGCGGCUAAAGAUCCUCUGUAUUGGAUCUCGUAUCGUAGUGGCCGUUGCACAACCAUUACUCAAGUAACACCAAAUCAAUUGCAGCGAACGACUGCUAGAACCUUAGAUUUAGUUAUUGAAAACUUGCCGACUCUUAACGGACAAUUCUUAUGUGCAUUUACUGCUUUAGAUCGUACUUUGAUAACCAAUGCUACUAGAAAACCUUAUGGUGUAAAUUGUACUACUCCGCGCACCGACACGCUCCCACCGAUUCCCGCUGGUCAACAUCAUUUCACGGCUAAAUUGUCGGUGCGCACUACACAGGGACCUGAUUUUGUAGCUACCAAUUUUACGUUUUUCGAUUGCAACACGUACAGCUCGUGUACUCAGUGCGUCAGUUCGUCCUUUCCUUGUGACUGGUGUGUCGACGGUCAUCGGUGCACUCACGAUACAGCUGAAAAUUGCAGGAACGAUAUUUUAGUUACCGGUGUGAGCAGAAUCGGUCCGAGCUAUCGAUCCGGUCCCGGUUUUUGUCCAACUAUAAACUCUACGUCUGACGGUACCAACGAAAUCUUGGUUCCUUCGGGUGUAAAGAAAGCUAUAAAAGUUAAAGUUCAUAUCAUCGGCCAAUUUAUAGUCCAAACUAGAUUUGUUUGUCAAUUCAAUAUAGAAGGUCGCGUCACUCACGUUAAUGCUCAACUUCUUGCUGAUACUAUUUAUUGCGAAGCCGUAGAGUUUACUUACACAUCGCGUGCUCCUAAUAUUACUGCUUCGUUCGCAGUAAUUUGGGGUGGCUCUAAACCAUUAGAUAAUCCAGACAAUACACAUAUCCUUAUUUAUCGUUGUAACGAUAUGGCAGACAACUGUGGUAUGUGUCUAGCUCUUCCAGAUAAAUUCGGUUGUGGUUGGUGUCAGGGUUCUGACAGAUGUGAAGUUCAAGAGCAAUGUGGUGCACCCAGUGUUUGGUUGAACCGUACACAAACGUGUCCUAAUCCUGAGAUUCACUCGUUUACACCAGAAUUAGGCCCGUGGGACGGCGGAACUAAUAUAACCAUCGAAGGCAUAAACCUAGGUCGCAAUAUUUCUGAUAUUUAUAACGGGGUUACUAUUGCAGGAAUUAAAUGCCAACCUAUUAUCGAAUUGUAUGUUAAAACUAGGCGUAUCGUUUGUACGGUUGAUGGACCUGGGCAAGAAGUACCUAGGGAUGGUCCUGUGGUAGUUCGCGUUGCUGAUUAUCGUGGUGAGUCCAGGAAUCACUAUGCAUUCGUAAAUCCUAAAAUUAAUUCUAUCCAUCCUAAAUACGGUCCAAAAUCGGGGGGUACUAUAUUACAUAUCACAGGGGAAUAUCUCGAUGCGGGAAGUAAAAUUGAAGCGUCAAUUGACGAUAUGCCUUGCGCAAUUUUGAGUGUAAAACGCGAUAUGGCUACUUGUAGGACUAGUCAUUCAUAUCAACUUAAAAUGGGUACAUUAAAAAUGAAAUUUGAUAACGGUCUACGUACUAUAGAACAGGAAAAAUUUGAAUACAUAGAAGAUCCUGUCGUAGUUUCUGUGGAAUCUGGUCCGCCUUCAAGUACACAACGAAAACAACCUAAAGGCAUUCCAUCUGGUGGGAUAAAUAUAAAAGUUAUGGGCCGUAAUUUCCAUUCUGUGCAGAACCCUCAGAUUUACGUAUAUCAUGAUAAUAGACCAUACAUAGCUCCUUGUCAUAGAGUCGAUUUUCAAACCCAUUUAAUUUGUGAGUCUCCUGGAAUCGAAAGCGCAGGUCUAAUUCUCGACCCGGAUAGACCUUUGGAAUUGGAAUAUGGUUUCAAUAUGGAUGACGUACAAAGCGUGAAAAAUCUUACUAGUAAAACAGGGGAUGCGUUUUUGCUUUAUCCGGAUCCAAUUUAUGAAAAAUUUGAUGAAGAUGUUAAAUAUUAUAAAUCUGAAUACUUGACCAUUAAUGGUCAGAAUUUAGAUAGAGCGUGUACUGAAAACGAUGUAGAAGUUCACAUAGGCGAUAGUUUGUGUAACGUAACGUCUCUUUCGAGGCAUCAAUUGACGUGUAGGCCACCGUCGCGAGACGAGUUGCCAGACGGCGUGGAUACACCCGAAGUUGUAGUUAAAGUGGGCCGUGCACUCAUGUAUAAGAUUGGUAAAUUAUCUUAUUCGCCACAGGCUGGCCUACAGGCAGCUAUCGGUAAGCCAAUAUUAUUCGGUGUUGUUGCCAGUAUAGUAAUACUCAUUUUAGUCUUUGUCGUGUUUCUAGUUAUGUAUAGGAGAAAAUCAACUGAAAAUAUUAGAGUUUUAAAGAAUAUGCAAGAACAAAUGGAUAUUUUAGAGUUACGAGUAGCAGCGGAAUGCAAAGAGGCAUUUGCAGAGUUACAGACUGAAAUGACAGAUCUGACUGGAGACGUAACGGGCGGUAUACCAUUCCUUGACUAUCGUACAUACGCAAUGAAAAUACUGUUCCCGAACAUUGAUGAACACGCCGUCCUGCAAUGGGAACGCCCAGAGCUUAUUAGGAAAGACAAAGGUCUCAGGAUGUUUGGACAGUUGAUUAUGAACAAAACAUUCCUUCUAUUAUUUAUUCGUACUUUAGAAAGCAAUAGAUAUUUUUCAAUGCGUGAUCGUGUUAAUGUGGCUUCUCUUAUUAUGGUAACUUUACAAAGUAAGAUGGAAUACUGCACCGAUGUAUUAAAGACGUUGCUCGCAGAACUAAUCGAAAAAUGCAUGGAAGGUAAGAGUCAUCCCAAAUUACUGCUUAGGCGCACUGAGAGUGUUGCUGAGAAAAUGCUAAGCGCUUGGUUUACUUUCUUGUUAUACAAAUUCCUUCGUGAGUGCGCCGGUGAACCGUUGUAUCUUUUGUUUAGGUCAAUGAAAGGUCAAGUCGACAAAGGACCUGUAGACGCUAUAACAUCAGAGGCGCGGUAUUCCCUAAGCGAAGAAAAACUAAUUAGACAGUCGAUUGAUUUUAAACCUAUGACCGUGAGUGUAUCUAUAUCGCAACAAACUUUCUUUGUCAGCGGUUUAGAAGCCAUUACCGAAAACGUGCAAGUGAAGGUACUUGACUGUGAUACUAUAAGUCAGGUGAAAGAGAAAUGUUUAGAUGCCAUUUAUCGGGCAACUCCGUAUUCUCAGAGGCCGAGUCGCGACGAGCUGGACUUGGAGUGGCGUACGGGCGCUUGCGGUCGAUUGAUUCUCUAUGACGAGGACAGUACUACUAAAUGCGAAGGCGAAUGGCGUAAACUUAAUACACUUAAUCACUAUCGCGUACCCGAUGGCGCUUGUCUGAGUCUCGUAGCUAAACAAAGUUCCGUUUAUAAUCUGUCCAAUAUGGAAAAGAACGAUAAAUCACACACUUACGAGACAUUGAAUCGCGGUAAAUACGGUUCGGCGAGCCCACCGGCCAGCCCGCUUAAAUACGAACACGGCGGCGGUUUCAAAUAUUGGCAUUUAGUGAGGCAUCACGACGGUGACACACACAAAGAGGGAGAGCGUGGAAAUAAAAUGGUCUCCGAAAUAUACCUUACACGUCUUCUCGCUACUAAGGGUACGCUACAAAAGUUUGUAGAUGAUUUAUUCGAGACUAUUUUCAGCACGGCGCACCGUGGCUCAGCGUUACCUCUAGCUAUAAAAUACAUGUUCGAUUUUCUCGAUGACCAAGCGCUACAACACGCAAUCUCCGAUCCCGAAGUUGUACACACUUGGAAAAGCAAUUCGCUUCCGUUGCGUUUCUGGGUAAAUCUGAUUAAAAAUCCUAACUUUGUUUUCGACGUACACAAGUCGAAUACGGUAGAUUCUUGUUUGUCUGUAAUCGCGCAAACUUUCAUGGAUUCUUGCUCUACCUCAGAUCACAUUCUCGGCAAAGAUUCGCCCUCGUCUAAGCUUCUUUACGCGAAAGAUAUUCCAGUGUACAAGGAAUGGGUCGAACGCUAUUACGCGGAUAUUAAGUUAAUGCCUGCUAUAUCAGAUCAGGAUAUGAACGCGAUGUUAGCCGAAGAGUCGCGACUCCAUACGAAGGAGUUUAACACGAAUUGCGCACUUAACGAGCUGUACGCGUAUGCGGUUAAAUACAACGAGCAGCUGAUGGUGACGCUAGAGGAGGACGAGUUCUCGCAGAAGCAGAGACUCGCUUAUCGCCUCGAACAGGUGCACGGCCUCAUGGCCCACGAUUAUAAUGUGUGAUCUGCUAACGCGUGGGAGGUCAUGUCACCAAACCCACCGCCCUGUAUAUAAAGCCCCCGCACAUAUCUAUGCUGGCAACUAUUGUAUAUAUUAGAUAGUGUACAGUCUUUAAUAUUGUAAUUUUUGUAUAAUUUCAGCGGUCCGAUGUCGUUUUUUAAUUUUAUAUAAAUGAACUUUGUAUUAAUUUUACACGACGAACUCGGCCGGCCGCGGUCGUGCCACAGUAAUAAGCAACGUAAACUAAAAAUUGUGUAUGUCUGUCUAUGUGUGCUCGAGUCGUACGAGUUAAUGUUACGUCAAUCGGUGUAAAAUGUGUGUCGCAAAUGAAAUCGCA
This is a messenger RNA of Hyposmocoma kahamanoa, 6531 nucleotides long. RefSeq names its product plexin A3 (gene PlexA). Lineage: Eukaryota; Metazoa; Arthropoda; Insecta; Lepidoptera; Cosmopterigidae. The transcript has 3 exons. Gene Ontology annotation, molecular function: protein binding; semaphorin receptor activity. The coding region runs from base 501 to 6197 and encodes 1898 amino acids. The record is from RefSeq and is a predicted model, not a curated record. Gene Ontology annotation, biological process: motor neuron axon guidance; regulation of cell shape; regulation of GTPase activity. Gene Ontology annotation, cellular component: semaphorin receptor complex.